UGUUGUAAUAUUAUUCGAACAGAUAACUUCCGGGACUUGCUAUAUAACUCGCAUCUGCAUUGCCGACGUUUAUGUUUGUGUUCAUAAUAACAAUAAUGUUACAUAUCGUUAUAAUUGGCGACGCGCGGAUCAAUGUCGAGUGCGCAGACUUUUGUUCGAUAUUGUUAUUUAUCUCGGUGCAUUUCGUACGGCGAUGAGUCUUCAGCCAUGCAGUCGGUGACAGUGCUUAUAGUGUCAAUUUUAGUAGUGAUUGUCUCCGGCGAGACGGAAUUUUAUCAACCACAACAACGAUGGGUCACGAAAAUACUGUACGACACGCUCGAAAGUUAUGUCCCGGACGGCGGACCGACGUGCAGGCGGGAUGGACAGGCAUAUCGUGAAGGGCUGAAAGAUCUCAGGCUAUGGGCAACACAAAUGUAUGACGCUUCAGCAAAGUUUCCAACAGGAAUAUUAUCUGGGAAAGCAGUAGAUUUUGGUGAUUACGACGAAUGUUUGGAAAUCAAUACAUCUAGUUUAGAUUUUAAGCCUCAGUAUUGUAUUGUGAACAUACGUUUUUCACCAUCUGUUAAGCUGUAUCCAAAUUACUACAAAACCACUCCACUGGAUAUUUUAAAUUCUUCAAUUUCUGUAUGGGAAGCUGUAAAGGUAAAUCCUAAUCCGGCUAAGGUUCAGCGUAAUGAAAUCAGCACUGCGAUUUGCAUUCCGUCUUCGUGCACCCAUUCGGAUCUACAGUCCACGUUGUCUCAGAAAAUUAUUUCUGCAUUUAAUGAAGAAGAAAUAAACACCACCGUUACCGUGGACUCGCUAUACUGCACCACGCAACACGACAAACCACCCAAGACAUCAGGAUUUAUAAUUUUUUGGUGUUUCAUUUUAUUUAUAGUUGUAUUAACAAUUGUUGGAACACUACUCGAUUUACAUCCAAAGAAAGAAACUGAGUCGAAAUGCAAAUCUAUCUUAGUAGCAUUUUCAAUCCAAUCAAACCUGCAAAAGUUAUUUUACAACAAUACUAAGACUGCGGAAUUUGCUGGCUGUAAUUUCCUUAAAAUAAUGGCUUGUCUAAUUGUUUUAUUGGGACACCGAUUGAUGUACAUUAGUGCACAGCCAGUUUACAAUAUUAACAAAAUUGAAGAGACUUUUGAAAUUAUGAUUUUUGGAAUAGUGCAUAAUGGACCAUUGGUAGUAGAUAUUUUUUUUGUCAUCUGUGGAUUCCUAACUUUUGUUAAUAUGUACAAUGAACUAGUGAAGACCAAACWAUUUAAUAUGCCAUUUAUAUUAUUUUGGAGAUGGUGCAGACUAAUCCCUCUAUACAGUGUGAUGAUUGCGUUUUAUUCUUUCGUGUUGAUACACCUUUCGGACGGACCUUUAUGGAAGCAUAUGGCUGUUCAAGAGUCGGAAAACUGUCAAAAAAAUUGGUGGACCAACUUACUGUUUGUAAACAAUUACGUCAAUGUCGAUCAACCAUGCAUGAUUCAAUCCUGGUAUUUGGCGUGCGACCUGCAUCUGUGCGCUGUGGGCAUACUAAUUGUAUACUUUAUUUGGAAAUUCCCGAAGAGCGAAAAAAUUGUCCUGAUGAGUGCAAUAGUCACGUCAUGUUUUAUUUCAGCGUAUGUUGUGUACGACCACAAAUUUUACCCAACGUUCUUUGGUUUUAUUUCAAACUUGAAAUMCCCAUCGAGCCACGAAGUGUUCACGCUACUUUACAUACCCACGCACACGAGAGCGACGCCUUACUUCGUGGGAAUGUUCGGUGGCCACGUUUACCGGACAACAAGAGCUCGGAAGCCYAACUUCCGGUUCCCGUAUCCGACAUUGUGUCUAUGGACACUCGUCGGUGGCUGUGUACUUUGGAUGAUGUCUAUAUUUUACUUUUUCGUACAUGAGUACAAUGUGUGGGCGAGCGUCUUGUACGCYCUCGUGUUCCGUCUCGUAUACUCGGGCGCAAUAUCGACGUUUAUCGUUGUUUCCGCCGUAAACACUUGUUUCACAGGAUCUUGGACAUUGAUACUCGCGCCAUUAGGUAGACUCACGUACGGAGUGUAUAUGGGUGGAUUGUCAAUACAAUUGUACCAUAUGGCUUCUGCACGUACUCAUAUAUAUUUUAAUCAUCUACUAAACUCAUGGUUUGUGAUUGGUGAUUCAGUACAUGGAUUAAUUAUUGCAUUCAUCCUUUAUAUGUUGAUCGAGAGUCCRUUUGAAAAUCUAUUAAAACUAUUGAUUGACAAAAUAAAAGGAGGAAAACACGAAACUGAAGAAAAAAUACCAAACAACACUGUUGAAAUGUUACAACAUACUAUAGAAAUAAAUAGUUAGCAUAACUUUUUUAAAUGUAUGUACCCAGUCACUAGAAUAUG
This is a messenger RNA of Diuraphis noxia (Russian wheat aphid), 2354 nucleotides long. Its product is annotated as nose resistant to fluoxetine protein 6-like. The record is from RefSeq and is a predicted model, not a curated record. NCBI's taxonomy places the organism in Eukaryota, Metazoa, Arthropoda, Insecta, Hemiptera, Aphididae. Gene Ontology annotation, molecular function: acyltransferase activity, transferring groups other than amino-acyl groups.